AAUCUUCAACCAUUAAAUUUUUUCUUUACCGUAACAGCGAAUGAACAUGAAUAAUAUUAUUAUCCAUCCGUAUAUUUUUGAAGAACAAUCUUGUGCCAACAUUGUCGGAAUUUAUACUGACCUCGUAGCUAGGUCACCUCCGGAUUCAAAUAAAUCUGCAGCACUGCAAGGUGCAUGGGCAAAGCGGGUAUCGGGUCAGGUGGUCAAAGAUACAUCUGAUUGGUCUUGUGUUCUCGAGGAAAGAUUUAAGGCCAAAACGUUUAACGUUUCCUUUGAUGAAUAUACUGGCCCCAGCGAAAAUGAUAGAAUUGAAAUUCCCGAUGAUUCUGAAAUUCUCGACGUGGAACCUUUGUCAGGCUGGGAAUUCGAUACACUGAUGCCAAGCUGGUUAAAAAAAGCGAUGGAUCGACACAAAACAUUAACAACCGCGCAGACAGAUCCUUUAGAAAAAUUCGAACUAGCAAAACAACCAAUCUGGUGGCGAAUCAUAGACGCAUCAGAUCCGAAAAUUGUACAGGAUUUCAUAACCGAAGAAGAAUUUUCAGAACUUAAUGCCAUAUUUUCAAAUAUUCUUAAUAUUGGACAUCAGAAUGAUUGGACAGUGUUAGAGCCUGUCGCUGAAAGAUGUUUGCAAUCUCUUGCAAAGCUGAAUAAUGAACAGAUCCGUAUGAUAGGUGAAAUGUUUAAGUAUGAAGGAAUACAUGGGGCAGUUUGUAAACUUCGGAAAAUAAUCCAAAAUAUCGAAGAAUUGAACAUAGAAGAACCUGAUCUGUUUGAUGACGAACCCACAAAUAAUAAAACACUAUCAUUGGUUCUUGAAGAGAAUGACUAUCUUGAUAAAGAGGUAGGAUACAUCUUAGAAUUGGUUCGUUACACAUGUGAAAUAUUUAGACAAAAGAAUUCCGCAACGAAAAAACUCCGAAAGGGACAUAGAUAUGUUCAUCAAAAGACACAUUUUUGCUUGUUUCGACGAUAUUCU
Molecule: messenger RNA, 979 nt
Organism: Rhizophagus irregularis DAOM 181602=DAOM 197198
Lineage: Eukaryota; Fungi; Glomeromycota; Glomeromycetes; Glomerales; Glomeraceae
Source: RefSeq, a predicted model, not a curated record